AGCCGUAGUCCCACAGCUUCCAUAGACUGAAGCAGAAGGCACCAGCACAGCCUCACAUGGAAAUACUGUAGGAUUUCACUCUAGCCACAUGGUUUAUUUCAUAUUUUGAUUUUAAAUGGGCGUCGCACUUGGCCUUACUCCUUCCCUCCCUGUGUUUUGUGAUUUUAUUAUUUAUUGUUAUGCAAGGAUUUAACAUACCAAAAAGAUGAUCGGGGGCUGCUACGUUUUUGGCUGGGGAAGCCUGCGAUCGACUGAAUGCAACACCUAGAUCUGACGGAAAGGAUUAUUAUAUGGGUUGCAUUUGAUUUUCCUGACCUGCCCUAUCCGGAUUUCGGAUUACUCAACAUUCUUCGGAAUGGAAGGACGGGAUUUCGCUGCUCCGGCGCACCUCCUCUCAGAGCGGGGCGCCCUGGUGCACCGAGCCGCCUCUCGGAUCGCUCCCUCGGGCCACAGCUCUGUACAGCACGCCGGUCACUUCCCGCCGGGGAAAUAUUACCCCUCGCACAUACCAAUGGCUCCCCACUCAGGCAGUGGAUUGAUGGGCAAUUCCUCCGCCUCCUUCAUGGGGACCUUUCUGGCCAGUAGUCUGGGUACCCCCCCUUCCCACCCGUCUCACCCUUCCCGGCCGCCUUCCUCGCCCUCCUCACCCUCCUUCCGGGGCGGACCCCACUCCAGCGCCUCGCAAAUCUGGUUCCCCCAUUCGCAUGAAGCAGCUCCAGGGUAUCCCCGAUUCUCAGGGAGUUUGGCCCACACUUUCCUUCCCAUGAGCCACUUGGAUCACCAUGCCAACAGUGGAGUUCUUUAUGGACAGCACCGUUUCUAUGACACCCAAAAAGAGAACUUCUAUCUACGAAGUCUGCCGUCCCAGCCACCUCUCAUCUCAGCCAAUCACAGUCUGCCUCCAAUGUCCAGGGCAGGUUCAGGACACUCUCAGGGGUCCUGCAGCAGAGAAAGAGAUCCAGGAGUAGGGACAGGUCUACAUAAGGGUCUUAAAGAGGGGUCUGUGGAGAGAGGAGUGGGACCUGUCAAGGAUAAAGAGAGGUCCAGCAGCAAACAAGAUGCAAAGGAGAGACAGCAGCAACACCAACAGCAUCAUAGCCAUCAGCCACCUCAGCCCACCCACCACCACCACCAUCACCAUUCCCACCCCCAUCAGCAGCAUCAACACUAUCCACAGCAUUCACUACCCCUGGAGGAGGUCAACAGUCGGGCAAUGGAGAGGCACAAGGCGUCACUUCCAAUGGAAUACAGCAAGGAACACCCUCAGACUAUGGCCAAGCCCCUCAGUGCCUGCUUGCACAAUGGCAAGAUGCAAAAUGGAGAUGCAGGAACUGGAGCAGGGGCUAAGGCCGCCAUGUCCAGCUGUGGUGGGGAGGGCACGGCCCUCGGGGCUAUGGGGGGCGGUGGGAGCAGCCAGGGCAGACAUAUGGGGGCCAGUGGCAGCAGCCGUUGCACCAAGGAGGGGAUUAGUGGGGAGAUGAGGAUCAGUGAGCAACCAUCAGACUGUUUAGAGAGGGGUCAGGCACCUCUCCACCAUUCUCUCUCCUACUCUGUACCUCCACCCUUACAUAUGGGUUCUACUGCAGGAGGGGCGCACCCACAUCCACAUUCUCAUUCUCACCCCCAUUCACAUCCUCAUCCAGGGGGCUUUCCCUGCCUCCAGCUCCACCCUAGUCACCCCCACCACCCACAUCAUUCCCACCAUACACACCACCACCCAGACUUCUUCUGCCCACCCCCUCCUGCUCCACUCGCCAACCCUGCCUCACAUGAGAGGGGGCCGGCCAAUGUGGUGCGAGAAGGCAAAGUCACUGGGGCCACGUUUGUGCCAUCUGUGGCAGACCUCGGGGACAAAUCCAGUGGACCAUUCCAGCUCGGUAACCCUGACUGCCAGGGUGUGGGCGGAGGAGGGGGAGGCGGAAACGCCAAGGACAAGGUAAUAGAAAAGAACGGAGGCGGUGGGCACCACAGUAGUUGGCACCGAAAGCAGCAACAGCAGCAGCAGCAGCAACAGCAGCAGCAGCAGCAUCCGUACAGAAAGACUGAAAAGGCCCCAGACUGGAUGCAGUCCCACCAUCAACACCUCCAGCCUGCACAGCUUCCUCCACCUCCUCAGCUACAGCAGCCGCCACAUCCCCAGCAGCACCAAGUUGCUCGAUCCCGAAGCGCUGAGUGUAUAAACAGCGGAGUGGAUAUGGAUGUGUACAGGACCUCACUCCCCCAGGGGCCAAAAUCUGGACAUUCUGUCCCUCAUUCAGUCAAUACUUCCCCUUACAGAGACUGUUCCCAUCCAGGUCCCCCACCAAACUCCUCCCCACUUGGAAGUAAAAGCAUGGGUCAACAUGGCGGGGCUGGAACACCUCAUGGACCUGGUCCAGGGGGAAGCUGCUCCUUACAGAGAGAUGGCCAAAAGGUAGCCAGGAUACGCCACCAGCAGCAUGGCCGACCUGGUCCAGACGCUCCUUCUCCUGCUGAGUUGAACCAAGUCACAAGUCAGGAGUUGAAAAGAAAGAUGGACAUGUCUCCUUAUGGUUACAACAACAGCAGCGGGCAGCACCACCACCAGCAGCCUCCAGUGCCGUCCUGGGGCAUGCGGCCUCCACAUCACAUGUCACAACCUGAGGAGGAGCAGAGGAAGUCUUACAUGGAGUUAGGCAGCACUGGAGGACAGCAUUCCCAACAGCAACAGCAACCAGGAAUGAACCUGCCUCCUCCUCAGCCUCCCCCUGUCCCCCCUCUGAAUCAGCAGCAGCAACAGCAGCCGCAACCUGAGCCCCCGGGCCCAACUCAAGGGGAGAGCAGUGCCAUGAAAAGCUUACUGAAGUACAGCAACCAGCAACAGCCACUGCUCCUCUCUCAGAAGAGUCCUUUUGGGGGGCUUGGAAGCCUCAAAUCUGGUCCUGCUGGUGGGAGCUGUGCUCUGCAGGGCAACAAACAGACAUUACCUUCCAGAAAAGGCCCAAGUAAUGAAAACGAGCGGCCUGAUUACAGUGGGCGGAGCAGGGAUAUGGGUGAAGCAGGUCACGGUGAAAGCGAGGUGAGGCAGCCACCGGUGGGGAUUGCGGUGGCGGUGGCCAGACAGCGGGAGCCGCCUUGUCGUUCAGCAGACGGUCAUUCCAACAGCCGACAGGGCAGAGUGCAUCCCUCUGUGAAAGGACCGCCCCGCUCCAUGUAUCCAUCUGAUCCUGCCACUGAAGAGGAGAGGAAGAGGAUGAGUGGGGAGCAGAUAGGUCUGACUUGUUUGGACAGAGAGAGAGAUGCAUAUAUCAGGGAUAAUAAAGAAAGGGUCGAGUUUGCAAGAAUCCAUCCUUCCAACAGUUGUCAUGGAGACCUCACCUCUCACCUCAUGGUCCCAGGUGGGACUUCCCUCCAGUCUGGCCAAUUAGGAGACCCAGCUGCACAUUCAGCUCACCAUCAUUGGAUGCCAAGGACCAGUAGCCCAUCCCUCUGGAUGACAGGACACUCCUAUGCAGGUAUAGGCCACACAGCUCUGCACCAGAACCUACCUCCAGGUUUCUCUGCAGCCAUGCCGGGCCCUCUGCAGCCAGUUUUGCCUCUGCCCCAGGACCCUUCUACCCAGCUGGUGGUUCUGCCCACUGAGCCUCCUGCCCAUCCUGCUACUCAUCACCUUGAUGUGAUGGAGCAGCCAGGGCUGUGGCCUCCUGUGUACGGCGCCCGGGGCCCACCCUCCCACAUGCAGCAUCCUGCUGUGUACUCCCGAUCCCAGUUUCUACGGCAACAGGAGCUGUAUGCAUUCCAGCAGCACCAACAGCUUCAGCAUCAGCAUCAACAUCAGCACCAGAGCCACCAGUCACAGCAACCGCAACCACAGUCUCAAAACCAACAGCAGCACCGAGCUGCACAUGGCAUGGACAUGCAGCAUCAUACAACUCACAACUCCCAGAUGCAGAAGAGGCCGGAUGAGCCCUCUGUGGAACUGGAAGAACUCAUUUCAGAACCGAGAACGCCUAAACCUGCCAAGCCCUACUCUUACAACCAACCUCAGAGGAACACGUCUCCCCCUGGGGCCUGCACUGCUCACUUAUCCCCUUGUUGCCAGUCUCCCUCGCUGCGACCACAUCCUAAAAGCACUCCCUCUACACCCUGCCCUGCUCCCAGCCCCGCUGCAGCAGCCCCUCACUCUCCUGUCAUCAGCCCUGCUCCACCUCAAAUGCCCAAGGGAAAUGAGGUCCAGGACAAGAGAGUAGAAGGACAGCCUCCACAGGAUUACCCAGAGUCUCUAGAGCCUGACUUGCCUCCUGGAUAUACCUAUCCUGCUAUGACCAUGGGCUACAGAGGUGGACCCUCCCCCCAGGAUGUUCGACUGGCUGAGCCGGCCGAACUGGAAGCUGUCCAAGUGGAGCCUGCUGAGCACGCUCCACAGCCUCUUUCCAACCUGGGGGAGGGGCUAGAAUGCCAAGCAGUGGUCAGGCCCCUCCCCGAGCCACUUCCACCGAAGGAAGUAGAGCAGGAAGAAGAGGAAAGAGUUGUCGAGGGAGUUUUGGAGCAGAAGGAGGAGGUUGAAGUAGCAGCGGUGACAACAGCCAACUAUGUGCCUGGAGAGAAGGAGGUGGAGGAUCAGGGGCCCGCUGAGGAGGAGGUCCUGGUUUGCCCCCCUGCGGAGAGCCCUGUCUGCGAGGCUGCUUCUUGUCCUGUCUCUCUUUCAGCAGAGGAGCUGGAAAGGCCAGAGGCUGUCAUCACUUUGGAAGAGGAAGAGGAAGAGGAGGAUGAGGAGGCAGUGGGUGAGGAAAGCCAGGUGGAGCCUGCUCAAAAGGUCAACAUGCCUGGAGAGAAGGAGCCAGAGCUGCCAACCAUCAUCGAGCUUGACCCCGCUUCCCCUGCAGCCUCUCGGUUGCAGUCUCCAGCCCUGGAGGAGGCAAAGGAUAGCAAACAGCAGCAGCAGCAGGAGAAUGAGACGAGCCCUGAUGACGCCUCAGCGGAUUUUGUUUGUCUGUCUCCUGCUUCGGCUUCUGCCCCGAGCCCAAGUCAGGAAACGGUGUCCCACAAACCUAUUGUGCCCUGCUACUGGAGUCUAGAGCUGCUGAUUGCUGCGGCAUUCUGCACAGAUGUACCCCCGUUUCCCUUGUUCCCUUUUAGUGCCCCAUUAGCUGCCCCAUCACUACCUAACCCACACCAGGGGAUGGAGCUUCUAAGUGAGCUGGCAGAUCUGGAGCUUCAACAGCAAAAGCGCACCUGUGGGAAAAGCCAGGAAGAUGAGCUGCUGAUGUUCGACCUCCAGAGCCUUGCUACUCUCGCCACAGCCCGUGCAAUGGAGAUGGGUACCCAGGACAGCAGCAGCUCGAGUUCAGGGCGACAAUUCCCAGCUCGCAGGAUCCUCAAUUUACGCAGGAAAUGCAGCUGGACACCUCGCAAUGAACCAGUGUGCCCGGCCAAAGGUACCAUGGAAACUAUGGACGGUCCUGAACUUGCUAUGCGUGUGAAGCUGGCUGAGCUACAGCGUCGCUACAAAGAGAAGCAAAAGGAGCUCGCCAAACUUCAGAGAAAGCACGAUCAUCAGAAGGAGGAAACACCUCGCAGCCCAGCGCGACGAGGACCAGGGCGGCCAAGGAAGCGGAAACCCACCCUCAACACAGGUCCGGUGUCCUCAUCGGAGGGCCAAAGAAAAGUCAAGUCGAUGGGGGCGGGGCUUGCCCUGUCGCCCGAGGACCUAGGAGGGGGCGGAGACAACCAGAGAAGGAAGAAGAGGCUGUCCAGUCGGGGCUUUGAGCGACUCAGCAGCACACAGCAGAUAAAAGCACAGGGCUGCAGAAAAAGCAGUCUUCACAGCAUGCUCAGCUCCAAGCUGGCCAGUGAUGUGACUCAGCUCAAACAGAAAGCCCAUGGUAAAAAGAAUCUCUCAGGAACAGGCUCCAGGGACAAGGAGCUUUCGCCCUGCAACUCCAACCCCAAGCAUAGACACAGAAGCCAGGGCACGAGCAAAGCAGAGUCCAGGCUGGAGUCUGGGGGACAGAGUGACACAGCAGCCAGUGCCGACAGCGGUACCCAAGAGAGCUGGACAGGUCUGGUGCGCCGUGGACGUAAAAAGGGAUCCAGCUCGCUAACACAGGGUUCAUCUCGUCUGAGUCAGUCCAGAACAAGGGUGCAAGAGGGAGAGAGCUCCCCCGCAGAGAGUGACUCCUCUGAUCCAGAUGAUGAAGAAGAGGAAGGCAGUUAUGACACAGAUGAAGGUCGAGACUACAAAGCCCAGCCUCCCAGAGAUGUCACCUCUAGCUCCUCCAUGGCCGGCCCCAGUCCCUCAUCUGUUGUCAAACUGGAGGCCAAUCAGAAAGCCAGGAACAAGAAACAGAGACAGGAGCUUUAUGGCUCCCAGAGUCUGUCUGGAGCAGAAGGAGAGGUCAAAGUGAGAAAGAAGCCCCCCUGUAGGCUGGGCCUGGCCUCUGCAGUCAAAAAUCAUCAUGAAGAGUACCGGCCUGAAGGGGUUAGAAGGCCAUGUGCGCCCAGGUCGAAGGAGCCUCGGUGGGGCAGCCUUGGCACCAGAGGCAGUCGUUACCGGAGAAGCAUGGGAUUGGCCACCUUCCCGACGACCAGUGAGAGGUUGAAGAGGGCAACCCGCAAGAGCACUAUGUUGAGAGGAACAAUCAAUAAGCGGAGAAGCUGCUGGUCAGUUGGAGCCCAAUCCUCUCAGAAUGAAGAGGGCAGCAGGGGACGAAGGAGCAGCAACCAGCAGCCAAAGGGACGAGCAGUGAGCCGGCUGCUGGAGAGCUUCGCUGCUGAUGAGGGCUUUCAGAUGGAUGGAAGCAGCUUCUCAGAGGAGGAGGAGGACAGCAAGCGCUCAUACAACAGCAAGAGCCCUGAAGUUCCAAACUGUGUCCUGACCAAAGAACUAUUGACGGAUGGCUUGAAGGUGCUGAUCUCCAAGGAGGAUGAGCUUCUCUACGCUGCCAGGGUCCACACUCUGGAGAUCCCAGACAUCUUUAGCAUUGUCAUCGAUGGUGAAAGAGGAAACCGCCCAAGAAUCUAUUCGCUGGAGCAACUGCUACAAGAAGCUGUCCUGGAUAUACGUCCAGAGUCAGAGUCUGUGCUGACUGAAGGAACCAGGGUGUGUGCUUACUGGAGUGAACGCUCACGCUGCUUAUACCCCGGCUACGUUCGCAGAGGUGGCUCAUCUGAUGAAGGAAAGCAAGGAGGAGUGAUGGUGGAGUUUGAUGACGGAGACCGAGGGAAGAUUUCUCUCCCAAACAUUCGCCUCCUGCCCCCAGGAUACCAGAUCCACUGUGCAGAGACUCCUCCUGCCAUGUUGGUGAAAAGCGGGACAACAGCCAAGAGAAGCUCCAGUCUGGAGCAGGUUCCCUUCAGUGACAGACCGUCUGACAGACUCAGCACUAUCAAUGCAGUCAUUAACAGCAUCAACAGCCAAAAUCUAACUGCUCACAAGAGAAGACCAGGGAGACCAAAGGGUUCUGGGAAAAAGCAAAAGCAGCAGCAGCAACAGGCCGAAAAUGCCAAUAAAAAUCCCCCUCCAUUCCUGGGUUGGCCGUCGUUGGCUAACACCAGAAAGAGGACGUCUGACAACUUAUUUCAGCUCAACGGAGCACCCAGGAAGGCCCUCAGAGGGAAGGAGGCUGAUCUGUUUUCCUUGCCUCUGACUCAGCCACUGGCCUCCACACCAGCCAAAGGCAUUUUCAGCAGCAGCUCCUUUGAGGUGGACUCCUUCAGCAGUAUUGCAAAUGGUUACUCCUCUUUUUGUACUCAGUCCAGUCCAGGUUUAUCUCUUGGCCCCAGGAGCGGCCUGUAUGAUCAGAGGCGCAGGCAGGAUGAGUGCGUUAUGCCAAAGAGCAGGAAGUCUGGACAAGAGUUCCUGGUCAAGUUAGAUCAUGAGGGAGUGACAUCCCCGAAGACAAAGAACAGCAAAGCUCUGCUGCUGAGAGGAGGAUCUUCUGGUGUGGGUUGUAUGCCGAGGACAGAGGUGUACUCCCACCCAGUCCUGCUGGUUAAAGACAACAAAAAGGGUGGUGCCUCCCGGGUGGAACUCCUUGUGAAAGGAACACCUCAGAGAAAGCCGUCAGACUCUGUGCGUCUGGGCGAAUAUGGCGACUUGGGCUUUAGUUACCACCGAGAAUGUCACAGCUCUUACUCUGAUCUGGAUGAUGAUGAGGACGACAGGAGCAGGGCUGCACUGGCUGCAGCCUCAGGAGGACUUAGGACGGCUGGCCGCUUCCUGUCUCGUCUCUCCGUCUCCUCCUCCUCUUCUGGGUCUUCGAGCUCCUCCUCUUCAGGCUCUCUGUCCAGUUCCAGCCUCUGCUCCUCUGACAAUGAUUCCUCCUAUAGCUCAGAGGAUGAGGACAGCUCUACACUGAUGCUUCAGAGUUGUUUGUCCAGCCACAGAGGCCUCCUGCAGCCCUCUGAACCCUCCACUUCAUCAAGGUCACACCAGCACUCGUUUGUGGCCAAAGCUGUGGCUGUUUCUAAUGCCAAAGGAGGACUAUCAGAGCAAAUGUCCAGUAGUAAGUCCCUGAAGAGGAAAGAAUGCAUGAGCUCCACCUCUAAACCAUCCAAGGAUUUUGUGAAGAAACCAAGGAUGCUUCCUGAUGACAAUUCAUACAUUCCAAGGCCCAAGAUGUCAACAUUUCUGUCAGGACGACAAAUGUGGAGGUGGUCAGGGAACCCUACACAGCGGCGAGGUCUUAAGGGGAAGGCUAGGAAGCUCUUCUAUAAGGCCAUUGUGCGAGGAAGAGACACAGUGAGAGUGGGAGAUUGUGCUGUGUUCCUCUCAGCUGGGCGCCCUAACCUUCCAUACAUCGGUCGAAUUGAGAACUUCUGGGAAUCCUGGACCUCCAACAUGGUUGUUAAAGUCAAAUGGUUUUACCAUCCUGAAGAGACAAAGCUUGGAAAGAGGCAUCGUGAUGGCAAGCAUGCCUUGUACCAGUCAUGUCACGAGGACGAGAACGAUGUCCAGACAAUCUCUCAUAAGUGCCAGGUGGUGAGCAGGGAGGAGUACGAGUGUCUGACUCACAAUCAGAAGCCGAACAGUAUCUCAGAUCUCUACUACCUGGCUGGGACGUACGACCCAACCACUGGUCAGUUGGUGACUGCUGAAGGGGUUUCCAUCAUGUGCUGAACCUCGAUAAGGACACUACUGAAGGACUCCCUUGGAGGAAGUGAAAGUCCAUGACUUUACCUUGAAGACCCUCAGACACUGGAAGAGUUUUCCUUUGGGUAGUCCCAAGGAUCUACGGACUACAUGUCAGCACCAAAGCAGGACAGUCUGGGGUUACACACUGGAGUCUACUGGCAUCUAAUCUUCAUGGAUGUCCUAAACUGGUUGAUCCUUUCAAGAAGAAUAGUCUGGGUUUCCUGGACAAAUGUAAUAAGUGGCAUUUCGAUCGUCUUACUAAUCUCUUUUUAAUGGAUCCAUUUGUGGACAACUCUGAGAAGACUUUCCAGCUCCCAUUAAACGCCACCAAAGGAGAGCUGAGACUUUGCAAAGUACCACAUGGAAAAGUCUUUGCGGACCAAUUUUUUUAAAAAGGUAGCCUUACCUAAGGGAAUGGAAACAAACGUGAGGCACGGGGCUCUCCCUGGACCUCUUCAUUCCAGGGAAGUGAAAAAAAAAACAUGUAAAGGAUGUAAAGUUGAUGUCUGUAAAUAGUUUGAAUUUUUCCCAAUCAAGCCAUACACUUCAGUACCUCUCGCCUGUCUGAACAGAUCAGGUGUACAUUGUACAGUUGGAUUAUUGUAUUGUUGUCUGUUGUCUAUAUGUACAUAAAAACUAUUUUAUAUAGGAGUUUAUUGUAUAUAUGAGAUGUAUCUUUCCAUGUUUGCGAUUGAUUUAUUUUUAUAUGGGUGUAGAAUACAUAACGUUUUUCCUUUGCUUUGGGAAGUCAAGAUUGGAGGUGUUAGUGUUGCACUGCAUAUGCCCUGCUGAGACCGACAGAGCACAAACAAAGACAGAAGGAUUUAGUCUAUGACAGGACGAGGCUCACUUUCUCAGAGAAAGGGGGUCAACCUGUUUAAAAAAUAGGUCAAGUGGCUUUUUGUAAGUGUUCUGUUACUUUGCAUAUUUGUUAUCCUAUUUUAAAGAAACACCUUUUUAUUUAUGUACCUCUCAGUUGGUCAUCAUUAUAAGGCAGAUCCCACUGGACUGCAAUCACGGGUCAAAAAUGAUUCAAGAUAUGAGCUUACCACGAAAAUAUUUGUGUGUGAUGAGUGUCUUGGCAUCACAAUAAUCAUGUCCACACAAAUCAGUUUAGUACAAGACUGGGUCUUUUAAUGAAGAUGUGCAUUGCACUCGUGAAUGCUUAGUUCAGCACAUUACGACUGACAAAUACCAAAGUGUCUUUAAUAUCUUUAUUUCCUUAUUUAAAUUUAACGUGUCAAGCACCUGUACUGAACUCAAAUCAGAAAUCACUGGUAACUUAUAGAGAACUUGUCCUCCACUAUGUGCAUAUAUAUAUCUAUAUAUUGGCUUUGCAUUGUGACAAUGGUUUCUUGCACAUGUACCUGCAGUUUUGUUUAGUGCAAACAUAUGCAGCAAAAGGCCACCUGGAAGAGUGACUGUGAAGGUCAAGGUACUGACAAAGUAAGACUAGAGUGCUGACAAUUCGUCUGAAUUAGUGUAUUUUAGUUUCAUCAGCCAUCUGUGUCUGUUUUGUACAGUACAUGCACAUUCUAAAUGCUAACUGUGAAGGACAAUCAGAUUCACAAAGCAAUGGACAUAGAAAAGGUUCACUCAAUCUGAAAAUGACUUAACUUUAUUUAAUUUGUGCCAAGUACAUUUUUUGUCUUCUUUGAUAUGCAAUCCUGAGUAUUCUUUGUUCACAAAGGUUUAUUUUGUUCGCCAACAUUUUAUUUAUUGUCAUUAUUGCUGUUUUUUUUUUUUUUUUUCAUGCCAAGAGCGCUUUAUGAGAAUGUGACAUUGUUUUUCUUGGUGUGAUGUCGCAUUUGCAUUUCUUAAAUAAAACUGGUCUUGUAGAGGCCAUCUAGUAAAAAGAAAUAAAGCAACACUGGAUUCUUCUCAUCCACAAACCUCUGUGCAUUAAUUCUAUUAUUCUAGCCGAGUCUAAUUCAUCUUACUGUGCCUGACAAUUC
This is a messenger RNA of Cheilinus undulatus (humphead wrasse), 11049 nucleotides long. RefSeq names its product BAH and coiled-coil domain-containing protein 1. Gene Ontology annotation, molecular function: chromatin binding. The record is from RefSeq and is a predicted model, not a curated record. Lineage: Eukaryota; Metazoa; Chordata; Actinopteri; Labriformes; Labridae. The transcript is spliced from 29 exons. The coding region runs from base 356 to 9079 and encodes 2907 amino acids.